AUGGGAGUGAAAGUUGAUAGUCGGCAGCUACACUAUUUGCGCUUUGCUGAUGACAUCGUUCUGAUAACACCUAGCAUCAGUCAAGCGGAACGGAUGCUGACCGAAUUUGACGAAACCUGUGGAUGCAUCGUUCCUCAGCUGAAUCUGCAAAAGACAAUGUUUAUGCGCAACGGAUGGGUCUCGAAUGCCCCAUUCACGCUCAACGGAACGAACAUAUCCGAAUGCACCAGCUACGUUUAUCCGGGUCAGGAAAUGAACAUGAUGAACGACUUGGCAGGAAGCGAUGAGCGGCUUGGGGUGCGUAUAAGAGCAUCAACGAUUUAG
Necator americanus (New World hookworm) is the source of this 324-nucleotide messenger RNA. RefSeq lists its product as uncharacterized. The coding region runs from base 1 to 324 and encodes 107 amino acids. The record is from RefSeq and is a predicted model, not a curated record. Lineage: Eukaryota; Metazoa; Nematoda; Chromadorea; Rhabditida; Ancylostomatidae. The transcript has a single exon.